AUGAGUGAAAUUAGCUCAACACUCGGAGACACACAAGAUUUUGUAGCAAUUGAUUUCGGCGGCAAUAGAAUUAAAGCAUAUUACGUUAAAGAUGGAAAAGGUUCAAUGAUUUCAGAUACAUCAAGUAAUAAAUCUUUUCCAACAGUAAUAUCAUUUCUUGACAAAAUAAGGAGUUGGGGAUUCACUGCUCAUCUAACUGAUAAAUCAACGAUUAUCGAAAGAGAAAAAGAUUUUCUGUUUACAAAAUUUGAAUCAAAACUCAAAUCUCAGAAAUUCUUAAUCGACCCAAUUACAGAUAACGAAGGAAAAGUCGCUUUUGAAGUUAAUUUUGGUGAUAAAAAGAAAAUUAUUCAUCCAAUCGCUCUCUUAGGUUAUUUGAUAAAUGAAAUAUGCUGUAUGUCACCAGAUUCUACUGUUACAGAUAUUGUAAUGGUUAUUCCAUAUUGGUAUACAGAAGAACAAAAAAUUGCGAUCAAAACUGCAGCUUCUAUAUACGACAAAAGCGUUUUUAUGAUAUCAAAUACACAAGGACAAGUCUAUGACUACAUUAUACGUCAAACACAGCAUUCUACUCCACCUCAUGUCGCUGCUUUUAUUGAUUUUGGCUAUACAAAUUUCGUUUGCUCAACAUACAAUAUACAGCCGAAGUCAAUAAGGCUACUUUCACGCGAUAAACUAGAUAUUGGUGGCCGUGAUAUUACGUUUGCUCUUUGCGAUUACAUUUUAGGAAGAAUUCAAAAAGAAAUUAAAACACCAGAAGUCCAAGAUACAGUAAAACUUAUUAAAUUGAACAAUCAGGCAGCAGAUAGUAUGGCAUUUAGAAAUGCUGUCAAGAAUUUGAAAGAAAAUUUAUCAUCAUCUCAUCAAAUCGUAUUCAAUCCACUUGGCGUAUCAACUGGAAGCAAAAUAUCCUUGAAAGUAGAUCGUUCAGAGCUGGAAAAGCUUCCAAUAAUUCAAGAUCUUAAAACAAAAAUCAAUACUCUCAUUAAAAACGUCAGACAAGGAAUAGCUGGCAAAGGAAAACUCAAUGCAAUAUACCUACAAGGUGGAUCUUCCAAGAUUCCAAUUAUUAAAAAAGUUGUUGCAACAAGUUUCGGAGUUGAAGAAUCAAAAGUUACAAUAUCAAGACCAGAUGAAUGUUUCGCAGAAGGUGCUGCAUUCUAUCAUGCGAAGAAGCGUCAGCAUCCUAAACAGAGGGAACAUUUCAAAAUUAAUGAUGAUUUAGUUACUAAAUUAAAGAACCAAGAAGAAGAACUAAACCAAAUAGCCGAAAAUGAGCUAAAAGCUAAAAUAUAA
Trichomonas vaginalis G3 is the source of this 1296-nucleotide messenger RNA. RefSeq names its product ATP binding. NCBI's taxonomy places the organism in Eukaryota, Parabasalia, Trichomonadida, Trichomonadidae. Gene Ontology annotation, biological process: protein folding. Gene Ontology annotation, cellular component: cytosol; nucleus. Gene Ontology annotation, molecular function: ATP-dependent protein folding chaperone; ATP binding. The transcript has a single exon. Bases 1 to 1296 code for a protein of 431 amino acids. The record is from RefSeq and is a predicted model, not a curated record.